Messenger RNA from Phycodurus eques (leafy seadragon), 3436 nucleotides. RefSeq names its product mediator complex subunit 8 (gene med8). Gene Ontology annotation, molecular function: RNA polymerase II cis-regulatory region sequence-specific DNA binding; transcription coregulator activity. Gene Ontology annotation, cellular component: mediator complex; core mediator complex. Gene Ontology annotation, biological process: regulation of transcription by RNA polymerase II. Bases 2391 to 3335 code for a protein of 314 amino acids. NCBI's taxonomy places the organism in Eukaryota, Metazoa, Chordata, Actinopteri, Syngnathiformes, Syngnathidae. The transcript has 6 exons. The record is from RefSeq and is a predicted model, not a curated record.
GACUUGACGCUAAUAGAAGCCAAACUUGAUUUUAAUGUGUCACUUUUUAAUUUCCAAGAUAUUAGUCAGCCAGGUUAGUUUAGUGAACCCUUGUCGUGUGUUUUUUUUUUAUAAAUCUGCGUACACUGCGAUGAACCGCUGGAUGGCUGUUGGUGGCGGUUAGCAUUAGGCGCUAAGCUAAAUCGUUAAUAAUAAUAACAAAGACUGUAAUCAAUCAAUCAAUUAAUCAGUCGAGCAGAACAGAUCAUUGGCUAAGAGGUUAAAAUGUACCGUGUCGCUAUACUGCUAACUAUGGGGCAUACCUGCAUUUGGAUUUGCUUCUUUUUACACCAGGCACCACCUCGACCAAUAUUAAAAUACAAUAGCAUAGCAGAACCAAGCGUUCUUCAAAAACAAAACCUAGAUCGAUUCCUCAAAGUAUAUUUAAUAUUAUUGUAAACUACUGUAACAUGCUCACUUUUUUAAACGUUUUUAAAGAUAAAUAGCCCCCCAAAAGGACUCGACACACUACAGAAAAGAGGAACGUUAACAAGCCCAGCAAUCAAUGAAUGGAUACAAACAAACAAACAAACAAACAAAGCAAAGUAGAGUAUUGGAACGGCAUGGUUUCAAUAUCAUGGAAAAGUUGAUCUAUUUCCAUAGUUCCAUUCAAAAACUUAAAACUUUCAUAGAUUAUAAAUUCACGACCCACAAUUUAAACAAUUUCAAGUAUCUAUUUGUUUAUUUUUGACAUAAUUUGGGCUUCCAGCUCAUAAAACCCACAAAAUCAAGAAUUCAAAAAAUGUGAAUACUGUGAAGAAAUCAGCCCAAAUUUUGCAGGCCAUAAAUGUUUUAAACGGAGUAUCAGACAGUAAUCAUCUGCUAGACUCCAAGCGCCUGCACGGGUUUCCCCGGGUGUCGUUAAAUUGCUUCAAUUGUCUCAGUUGGGGUGGCACAAUGUUUCUGUCAUCAACUGCUGUCAAUACCGUUGGCCGACCUAUUCGAUGUCUGUUGCUCUGCACGCCGACGGUUUCUUUCUUUUUCAGGACAUUCCAAACAGUUGCAUUGGCUACGCCCAAUGUUUGUGCACUAGCUCUGAUCGAUUGUCCGUCUUCUCUCUGGUCUUCGGCAAAAACAUGCUCUCGCUCAUGUUUAAGCAAGCAAUCAAUCGAGCUAGAGCCACCCAUCAGUCACAUGUUCCAAUACUUUUGCUCACUUGAAAAGUGGGUGGCUUCAAACAAAAGCUGCUCUGUCCUGAGUUGUUGAGCACAUCUAGAAGUGAAUAGCACCGAAUAAAAGCUGGAAUUCUCAACUUUUGUCCCAUAUUCAUCUUUUGACCUGAAAGCCAAAUGUCUUCAGUAGACAACAAAAACAAAGGAAUUGACCUUGGCGUUCCGAUACGGACGGUAUAUCUGCCCGAUUCAAUCCUAUGCGAGCGUAGGCCAUGCGGUCACCAGAUGGUCACGUGGCGUCUCGGUUGGCGGGUUAUUCACGCUUAUUUCCGUUCAUUCAUAAAUGCGAGCGUGGCGUCGCGUUAUGGGCUGCGCAUACAGAUCGCCAACGAAGGAUUCUUCGGGUUUCGACGGCAUCCCGAAGACACGCGAAGCUCCUGGAACGCUUGCGUGACGACGCGUUCCGUCACGCAAGCGGAAGCAUACCGACCGAUCUUGUUUGCUUUCGGCACGUUAUUGAGUCAUGCUAAGACGUUGAACUUUAUAAGAACUUGUUUUGCAAUAUAAUAUUGUGGUGUUAGAUAUCAUAUUGUUCCGAUUUAAUGGUAUCUGGCACAAAGCUAAAUCCCACAUUAGCUAAUAAGUCGCAUCUCGCUCUUAAAUACUCGAUGCCUCCGUUACUUUUGGUGAUAUUUGACCUCUUAAGUCGGCCUAAUAUCGUAUCCGAAAUACAAAUGGAGAUGUUUCGCCGUCGGGACUUUUUCCAGUCAACAAUUGGAUGAUUGACACUGACUUCUAUGCGUCAAGAUGUCGAUCUAAUAUAAUAAUAAUCAUCUAUCCCCUCAGUCAGGAUUUGUAUCGGAGGCGAAUUGUGGUUGCUGCUGUUGUGCAGAAGCCUUGCUCGGCAUCAGCCGGCACAAACUUGGCGAUUCGAAAGCCACAAAACGAGCUUUCGUAGCCAAAAUUACUUGGAGGUGAAUGGGACGCCUACCAAACCAUAUUCAUGCGCACACGCCAGGAUGACGUCACGAAGAGGUUUUGCAAACGCUCCCGUAUUGUUCUCAGUUUCUGCACGUUUUCAGCACUUAUCUUCAAACAUGUUUAAUUUAUUUAGAAACAAAAAAAGGAUUUAGUUUUUGGUGCGCUUUAAAGAAUUAGUUUCAAACGUAUUGCACAUGAAAGUUAAAUGAUAUUGUGACUUAAAUACAACUUUAAAAGCCAACGAUUCUUCGAGAUUAAAUGAGACUAUAUUGUAGCGAAAUGCGACUGAACUGUGCUUUGGCGAUGAUUCUUUCACGUUCCAGCAGAGGAAGACUCGAUGAUAAAGUGUACAAGACAUACGUGAUUCCGUGUGUGUGUGUGUGUGUUGUGGCCUCGGAGCAGCAGCGGGAAGAAAAACAACUGGAAGCGUCGCUGGAGUCGCUCAUCACGCAAGUGGCGCACAUCAAAAAUGCUCUUCACUCGUUCAUCUUCAAGCUGGAGAACGAGUACGAGCGGCUCACGUGGCCGUCGGUGCUGGACAACUUCGCUCUGCUGUCGGGUCAGCUGAACACCAUCAACAAGCUGCUGAAGAACGACAAGACGCCGUCGUUCCGGAACCAGCUCAUCAUCCCGCUGCUGCUCUCUCAGGACCGCGACGACGAUCUGGCGAAAGUGACGGAGCAGCGCGUGCCCGUCUUCAGCCACGAGAUCGUCCCCGACUACCUGCGCACCAAACCCGAGCCCGAGGUGGAGGAGCAGGAGAAGCAGCUCAGCGUGGAGGCGGCGCGCAUCGGGCCCGAAGUGGCGCAGAAACAGAUCCAGACCUUGAACAAGUUGUGUUCCAGCCUGCUGGAGAAGCUGAGCAACCCGAGAGACGAGCGAGACGCCGAAAGCGCGGGUGAGACGCACCGCCUGCGUCCGAGCAAGUCCUGGUUCAACCCGGCCGACACCAGCGCCCUGGUGGGCGCGGUGGCGUUCGGCAAAGGCCUGUCCAAGUGCCGCCCGCCCGGUCCGGCCGGAGCCGCGGCCGGCCCGGGCGCCGCCAUGGCCGGCGGCGGCGGGCCCACCCUGCAGCAGGUCACCAUCGGGGGCGCCGCCGGCCAGCUCCCCGGGGGGCCCCCGCAGCAGCAAGGACAGCCGGGGAAGCUUCCGGGCAUCAAGACGAACAUCAAGUCGGCUUCCAUGCAUCCUUACGGCAGGUGAGGCCCCGCCCACCUGCCGAUCAGCCUCGUCGACACGCUUCCCUUUCCGGGCAAGGAAACGCCUUUUUUUUGUGUUUGUUUGUUUGAAUAAAAGCUUGAUUG